Molecule: messenger RNA, 6333 nt
Organism: Alternaria atra
Lineage: Eukaryota; Fungi; Ascomycota; Dothideomycetes; Pleosporales; Pleosporaceae
Exons: 4
Coding region: 1-6333 (2110 amino acids)
Biological process (GO): cAMP biosynthetic process; intracellular signal transduction
Molecular function (GO): adenylate cyclase activity; magnesium ion binding; protein binding
Source: RefSeq, a predicted model, not a curated record
AUGACGCGGAACGAGACCAUCGGCCGCCAUGGAUCGGUAGAGAGCUCGUGGAGUUCGCGCUCCGGCGACACAAUACGGCCCUACGGACGCGCGGGUUCGCUGAGGGGCACCCCCGUCACCGUCAAGACGGACAAGAAUCUCAAUUCGCGUGUCGAGAGGGAGUCCGAGAUAUCGCCUGGCACCGUCCCCCCAGCUCCUCCGCCCAAAGACCCCUCGCACAAGCCGCGCAAGCCUGCCAAUUGGGACAACCCUGCGCCGAGCGCUUUUGGGCAUCACCGAAAACAGCUGGCUGUCCUGGAGACGUCGGGAGGACGAGUGCCGUCGAUAUCGCGAAACCCCCCCACCGCUUCGAGCACCAAUUCCCAAGUUGCGCCGUGGUCUACCGCGCCCAACGGGAGCACCAUGGCCAACAGCGUCUGGAGCAGCUUCUUCAACGAUUCGAAUGAGGACGUUUCGUCGCCUGGAUUUCGCCCGGGAACUGGUACCAGGGAGGACAGCAUGGGCUUUCCCAUCAAAGACGACAGACGGCCCUCUGUAGCCAGCGCCACCACUGUUAGCAGCACUGGCUCCAAAUCGAGCAUGGGUCGAGGCUUCCACAAACGCCUGCAAAACGUAUUCGGAGAAGACUUCCCCGCCGAUGACCGUCAGAACUCGGAUACGAGCUUGAACACGCAGCAGCGGAACCGUGGCAACUCCCUCAGCAAUACCAUAGGCAGUAGACAACAGUCGCGCCCGACCUCGCCUACCAGUUCACGACCACGUACACCCCAGGCGUCCUCGGAAGUCACGCCAUGGGAAUUCCAAGACUCAAAGGACGUACCUACCCCGGGUGAGAAUGGAGGACGUCGCUCAUCCGAGCAACAUUCAGCCAAGUCGGGUCGAUCGCACCAUAAGCUGCACGUAAGGCUGCCUGGCACUGGCCACCGGCACAAGGGCAGCAAGGAGGAGAACAAGGCGCCGGAGGGACGCGCAGACAUAAGCCAGCCUUACCCAUUGCGUCCCACCACCAGCCGCGAAGAUUCCACAUACAGCAUUCGCCCGAACCAGCCUUCAGCCCUCAGCUCCGCCUUUGCCUCCAAGACUAGCCUUCUGGGACGGCCCUCAAGCCCAACGCCAAGCUCAUACUCGGAUAUGACAAGAGAUGAGAGGAUAGCGCAGCGAUCACCCAGCACCAACAAGACGUCACACGGCUUUUUCGCACGAUUACGAGGCAAAGAUAAGGACAAGCCAGAUCGCACACUGCCACAAGACAAUCUCAAAAACUUGGCUGCCGCUGGAACGGCCUCGGCCACCUCUCUGAAUCCCUCCAUCAACACGGCACGACUCCCAAGGCCAGAGGCGUCUCCGCAGAUCAACAUGGCGAAGCGGCCGAUCAACAACGGUGUCGAGGCCCAAGGCAAGGAACAAAGGAUGAGAGCUCCUCACCACCGUCUGCCAACCUUCCGGAAAGACAAGCGCGCACCCGCGAGUGAGAACACCGGACGAGACCCCAACGAUACCAUCGCUAGCACAGCGGGUAACGAUGCUGUCUUUUUCCUAGACAGGAAUCUUGACGACAUGGAAGGCAUCGUAAAUCCUUCAUCACAACAACCGCCCAUGACACCGCCUGUAGGAGAAGUGCCAAAGCAGCCACCAAACCUUGGCGAAGAUAUCUCUGUACCAGGACCUGAUGAUGACGGUACCGCAGCCUGGGACGCGCCAGACUCUUGGGCAGUGAAGCGUAUGAAAGACGAGAUGGACAAGCUGAGAGACGCCGAUGAGACUACAACACCUUCCAAGGAAGAGAGUGACAGCAAGACAUACUGUCUGCGCAUCUUCAGAGUUGAUUCGACAUUUGCGACACUAUCGGCCACCUUGAACACGACCGUAAAAGAGAUUAUACAAAUUCUAGGAAAGAAGACCGUGCUGCAGGACGAACUGGACAACUACCACAUUGUGAUGCGGAAACAUGAUACUUCGCGGCAACUGGAAAGUAAUGAGCGCCCGCUUUUGAUCCAAAAGCGAUUGUUAGAACUUGCCGGAUACACUGAUCAGGAUCGUCUCGAAGACGUUGGGCGUGAGGACAACAGCUACCUCUGCAGAUUUACCUUCCUCCCUGCUAAGAUGAGCGGAUACUCCAGUCUGGAACGGGACCCCGGGUUCAGCAAGAUGCAGAAGUUCAGUCACAUCGAUCUCCAAGGUCGGAACCUAAUCACCAUACCCAUCACACUCUACCAGAAAGCGACUGAGAUAAUAUCCCUCAAUCUGUCGCGCAAUCUGUCACUUGAUGUUCCCAGAGACUUUAUCCUUGCAUGCACCAACUUGAGGGAGAUCAAAUACACAAGCAACGACGCUCGACGACUACCCCCCAGUCUGAGUCUUGCCAGCCGCUUGACCAUGCUGGACAUCUCGAACAACCGUCUCCAAUCUCUUGACCAUGCCGACCUGUACAAGCUGCAAAGUCUCCAAGGUCUUCGACUUUCCAAUAACGGGCUGACCCGGCUACCAAGGUACUUUGGGGAAUACCGUGCGCUUCGCAGUCUGAAUCUAAGCUCGAAUUCUUUGAACGAGUUCCCCGACUUUCUGUGCGAGGUCCGGACACUGGUGGAUCUUGACAUCAGCUUCAACUCGAUAUCGAGCUUACCCAAGAUCGGCCAAUUGACAUGUCUAGAAAGGCUCUGGGCGACGAACAACAAACUGACUGGUAGCUUCCCUCCAACACUGAGCAAUUUGGUCAACCUUCGAGAAAUCGAUGUGCGGUUCAACGCGCUUGAUAGUAUGGAUGUCAUGUCCCAAUUACCGCGACUGGAAUACUUGAUGAUCGGGCACAACUCCAUUUCCGCUUUUGAAGGCUACUUCCCAAAGAUUCGCGUCCUGCAUAUGAACCACAACCCAGUUACACGUUUUGGUCUCAAUCAGGCAACACCGUCACUAUCGGUCCUCAAUCUUGCAUCAGCCAAACUGGCGCAACUGCCCGAAGAUCUGUUCGGCAAACUGACCGGUCUCACAAAGCUCAUCCUCGACAAGAAUCAUUUCACGUCAAUAUCGAACAACAUUGGAAAGCUUUACAGGUUGGAACAUCUUAGUGUGGCACGAAACUCUCUGGACGUAUUGCCUGCCGAGAUCGGUCGGUUGGUGGAGCUUCGGUAUCUGGAUGUGCGUGAGAACAAUCUGAGCGUACUUCCCUCGGAGCUCUGGUAUGCUCGACGACUAGAGACACUAAACGUUUCCUCUAACGUCCUCGACGCAUUUCCCAAGCCCGGCGCAUCACCUCCACAGGUAACAAACGGCGAACAGAGCCAAGUAGAUGGAGCGUCUACACUUGCCACACCAGGUUUGGCCUCGAGUCCCAGUUACGAAGAGCUGGGGAAACUGGAAGACUUCCAGAAUCGCCGUCCGAGUCAGGCUUCAGGGGGUCUUAGUGUUGGUGCAUCGUCUGCUUCUUCACAACGGAAAGGGUCGCAGGCAUCAUACAACACUUCGAGCACGGCACGCAAAACAUCGGUCGCGUCUCGUGCGGCUACCGAAGGAACUGUGACACCCAUGUCCCGCAAAGACUCCAGCCUUAGUAGCCGCUUGGUGACUACUUUUGCGGGCUCCCUUCGACACGUGUUUUUGGCUGACAACCGGCUAAACGACGACGUGUUUGACGAACUAUGUCUACUUCCCGAGCUGCGAAUCGUGAAUCUGGCGUACAAUCUUAUCUACGACGUACCACCUCGCACGAUCCGAAGAUGGCAACACCUCACUGAGCUGUACUUGUCGGGCAACGACUUGACAUCUCUACCUUCAGAGGAUCUGGAGGAAGUUGGUUCGCUCAAGGUCCUCCACAUCAACAACAACAAGUUCCAGGUCCUGCCGGCCGAACUUGGCAAGGUUGCGCAGUUGGCUGUUCUCGAUGUGGCUAGCAAUUCGCUGAAAUACAACGUAUCGAAUUGGCCAUAUGACUGGAAUUGGAACUGGAACCACAAACUCCGCUACCUGAAUUUGUCCGGCAAUAAGCGUUUAGAGAUCAAACCGAGCGGCUCGUAUAGUGGUAGUGGUAUGAGCAUGCGAGAAGGGCGCGACCUUACUGACUUCAGCUCAUUGAUCAAUCUUCGAGUGCUUGGGCUUAUGGAUGUCACAAUGAUGGUUCCAUCCGUACCUGAACAGUCAGAAGACCGGCGAGUGCGCACUGCUGGCUCUGCUGUCGGGACAAUGGCGUACGGUAUGGCCGAUUCUCUGGGUCGCAACGAACACAUCUCGACUAUGGACAUGGUUGUACCCCGCUUCCGUAGCCAUGACGACGAGCAGUUGCUGGGUCUGUUUGAUGCACAACCACUUGCGGGCGGCGGAGCUAAAAUCGCCAAAUACCUGUACGAUCACUUCAAGAAUCGGUUCGCCGACGAGCUCGAGCGUUUACGACCGAACGAAACGCCAUCGGACGCUUUGCGACGAACUUACCUUGGUCUUAAUAAGGAAUUAGCUACCGCUGCAAGUCAAGGUCUGGACAAGAACGGUCUCACUGCACCAUCGACACAAACACGCAGUUCUGUGCCUGACCUCAGCGAUGAUGACCUGACAUCUGGAAGUGUGGCAACUGUACUGUUCCUCAAAGAGAUGGAGCUUUACAUUUCCAACGUUGGUGAUGCACAAGCCCUUCUGAUCCGUUCAGAAGGAGGACACAAGAUUCUUACCAGAAAACAUGACCCCGCUGAACCCGGUGAGAGGUCCAGGAUACGAGAAGCCGGCGGGUUUGUCUCGCGACAGGGUAAACUAAACGACGUUCUCGAGGUGUCAAGAGCAUUUGGAUACGUUCAAAUGUCGCCAUCGGUUAUCGCUUCCCCACACAUCCUCAACCUUACCCUUGGCGACAGAGAUGAAAUGAUCUUGAUAGCUUCGCGAGAACUGUGGGAAUAUCUCACUCCAGACUUCGCUGUCGAUGUCGCACGAUCGGAGCGCGACGACUUGAUGGUUGCCGCUCAGAAACUCCGCGACUUGGCCAUCGCUUUCGGCGCGACUAACAAGAUCAUGGUGAUGUUGCUUGGUGUCAGCGAUCUCAAGAGCAAGCAGCGUGCUCGAUACCGCACUCAGAGCAUGUCUCUCAUACCCGCUCCUGGUGCAGAUCCUGAUUUCGCUGCCACGCGCAGACGUGGAAAGAAGGGCAAUUUGGUUGGUGAUUCUAAGCUUGCUCGACUCGACAACGAGGUAGACGCGCCAACGGGAGAAGUCAGUCUGGUAUUCACGGAUAUAAAGAACUCGACCAUACUCUGGGAAACGUACCCGAUUGCCAUGCGCUCUGCAAUAAAGAUGCACAACGAACUCAUGCGCCGACAGCUGCGCAUCAUUGGUGGUUACGAGGUCAAGACGGAAGGCGACGCCUUUAUGGUCGCUUUCCGCACUGUAACGUCAGCUCUGUUGUGGUGUUUUACGAUUCAGAGUCAGCUACUCGAAGUACAGUGGCCGCAAGAGAUUCUCAACAGCGUCAAUGGGCAGGAAGUCGUUGACCCUGAUGGUAAUGUCAUCUUCCGAGGUCUCUCAGUCCGUAUGGGUAUCCACUGGGGCACGCCGGUGUGUGAAGUCGACCCAGUCACGAAGCGCAUGGACUACUUUGGACCCAUGGUCAAUCGCGCUUCUCGUAUCUCUUCCGUUGCUGAUGGAGGUCAAAUCACCGUCUCGUCCGACUUCAUCGCUGAGAUUCAACGUCUGCUCGAGACGCACAUUGAAGGCGAUCGUAAGAACUCAGCCGGAUCUGAAGAAGCAUAUGGCGACGACAUGAACAGUCAGAUGAUCCGUGGUGAACUACGAUCGCUUAGCUCCCAAGGUUUCGAGGUCAAAGAUCUGGGUGAACGCCGUCUCAAAGGACUUGAGAACCCUGAAUACAUAUACCUCAUGUACCCCCACUCGCUGGCCAGUCGUCUUGCUAUCCAACGACAGACGGAACAGAAACCUGCAGAACAACAGAAAGAGGCUACGGCGGGCCAGAAGAUGGCGGGUAGUCAGCUCACCAUCGAUACAGAAGACGUAUGGGAUCUCUGGAAUAUUAGUCUACGUUUGGAGAUGCUGUGCAGUUCGCUCGAGAACCCAGGAUGCUCAGAGUUGAAGCCGCCCGAGACGGCGCUGUUGGAAAGGAUGAAGAGUAGGGGUGGCGAGAUAACGGACCGAUUCUUGAUCAAUUUCGUCGAGCAUCAGAUCUCCAGAAUCGAGACUUGUGCCAGCACCCUCGCCCUGCGUCAUCUAGUAAAGCCGUUCGGCAGUGCGCCUCUACUUGAGCAAGCUUGCCACAUGGGCGACAUUUUCUCAGAGCUAACCGCGAAGCUAAAGCGACUUGAGGAGUUUGAACGUGGAGCUAUGGAGGGCAUGGCGCCAUCAUGA